ACUGUGAAGAAAGAAAAGCCUUGGGCGGCGCCAUUUUGCCGGGCUUUUUCUGAGGGGAGAUUUGAGAGCCGGGGACGCGGAGAAGCCCCGGCGGCGGCGGAGCAGCAGCAGCGGCAGUAGCAUCGGAGAGCGCGUCGUGCUGCUCCCGAGGGCCGGAUACAGUGAAGGGGAGAACCACCACCGCCACCAUCUUGGCGUUCAGGGCAUCCGACGGGGCCGGCCGGGCGAGGCCUGAACGGAGCCUCCCGUCGCAGCCGCCGGCAGAGUCACAAAACAAACCGGGCGAGCCUCGACCCCGACGGUUCUGGGCACCGGAGAUGGCCGCACAGUCAGCGCCGAAAGUCGUGCUUAAGAGCACCAGCAAGAUGUCUCUUAACGAGCGCUUUACUAACAUGCUGAAGAACAAACAGCCGAUCCCGGUGAAUAUUCGCGCCACAAUGCAGCAGCAGCAAUUGGCCAGUGCCCGAAACCGGAGGCUGGCCCAGCAGAUGGAAAACAGGCCUUCCGUCCAGGCUGCCUUGAAGCUCAAGCAGAAGAGCCUGAAACAACGUCUGGGGAAAAGUAACAUCCAGGCACGCUUAGGCCGGCCGGCCCUGGCUCGCGGGGCCUUCGGAGGACGGGGGCUGCCGAUGGGGCAGAGAGGCUUGGCCCGGGGAGCCCUGCGCGGGGGACGUGGAGCCCGGGGGCUGCUGCGCGGAGGAAUCCCCCUGCGAGGACAUAGUUUGCUUCGGGGAGGCCGGGGACUCGGCCCCAGGAUGGGGCUGCGGAGAGGAGGCAUGAGAGGCCGGGCGGGGCCUGGCAGGGGCGGCCUGGGCCGAGGAGCCAUGGGACGGGGCGGCCUCGGCGGCAGAGGUCGCGGCAUGGCUGGCCGGGCCAGGGGCGGCUUUGGGGGCCGUGGAAGAGGCCGAGGCCGAGGCAGAGGCAUCACUCGCCCGGCGCUGACCAAGGAGCAGUUGGACAACCAGCUGGAUGCUUACAUGUCGAAAACGAAAGGACACCUAGACGCCGAGCUGGACGCUUACAUGGCUCAGACAGACCCGGAAACCAACGAUUGAGACUGCUGGAGGAAAAGGGGGGUGGGGGGGAAGAUAUGC
Messenger RNA from Pseudonaja textilis, 1094 nucleotides. RefSeq names its product chromatin target of PRMT1 (gene CHTOP). Lineage: Eukaryota; Metazoa; Chordata; Lepidosauria; Squamata; Elapidae. The record is from RefSeq and is a predicted model, not a curated record.